Plenodomus lingam JN3 is the source of this 1668-nucleotide messenger RNA. RefSeq lists its product as uncharacterized. Gene Ontology annotation, biological process: secondary metabolic process. The record is from RefSeq and is a predicted model, not a curated record. Gene Ontology annotation, molecular function: CoA-ligase activity. Lineage: Eukaryota; Fungi; Ascomycota; Dothideomycetes; Pleosporales; Leptosphaeriaceae.
AUGCCUUCCGACUCAAAGUUUCCUAGUUUGCCCAUACCAGAUGUAGAUCUCUGGACCUUUCUAUUCGAAAGAAAGGAUAAACCAUUCGCAGAUGACAAAGUCAUCUACUUGGACCCAUACACGAAUCGAUCUUAUACUUACAGUCAAGUGAAAGAUGCCGCUAUCAACUUUGGAAGAGGACUUAAAGAUCUAUGGGAAUGGCAAAAGGGCGAUGUCCUCGCACUCUACACGCCAAAUUGCAUUGAUACCCCCGCCAUAACAUGGGGAUGUCAUUGGGCCGGAGGCGUCUUGUCUCCUGCAAAUCCAAACUAUACAGUCGAAGAGCUCGCAUUUCAACUCAAAGAUUCUGGUGCCCGGGCUAUUGUUACUCAGUUGCCAUUUAUCAAGAAUGCUCAAGAGGCCGCAAAGAAGGUCGGUAUCCCGGUCGAGAAGGUCAUCGUCAUGGGGGAUCAGAAAGACCCCACCUACAGAGUCAAACACUUCACAAGCCUCAUCAGCGCAGCCGGAGUCUUAGGGCAUAGAAGAACAAAGGCUUCUAACCCGGCAGAGGAUCUGGCAUUUUUGGUAUAUUCUAGCGGGACUACGGGCCAUCCCAAGGGUGUCAUGCUCACGCAUCGAAACAUCGUUGCGAACACAAUGAUGAUUAAGGCUGGAGAAGCGGGCCAUUUGAAACCCACAGGUGGUCCGAAUGGAGAAGGCGACAAACUCCUCGCUUUCUUGCCGUUUUUUCACAUCUAUGGUCUCACUUGUUUGAUCCAUCAAAGCAUGUUCUCUGGUCUCCAGCUUGUAGUGAUGCCGAAAUUUGAUCUCGAAGACUUUUGUCGAUUCGUCCAGGAGCUCAAAAUCACGUUCGCCUAUGUUGUACCACCGAUUGUGCUACUACUGAGCAAGCAUCCCUCCGUGGAGAAAUAUGAUCUUAGCUCAAUCCGGAUGAUGAAUUCAGGAGCUGCCCCUCUCACCCAUGAGCUAGUCGAAGCAGUGUACAAGAGGCUAAAGAUCCCCGUGAAACAAGGAUAUGGGCUUUCAGAGACCAGUCCUACCACGCACACUCAGCCGUGGGAGGACUGGAAUAAGACUAUUGGAUCCGUCGGUCUUCUUCUGCCAUAUCAAACGGCAAAGUACAUGUCCGCAGAUGAGAAGGAGAUGCCAGUAGGCGAAGUUGGUGAGCUCUGGAUCAAAGGUCCCAAUGUCUUCAAGGGCUAUCUCAACAACCCAGAAGGUACAGCUCAUGCUCUCACGGCUGAUGGCUACUUCAAGACGGGUGAUGUUGGCUACCAAGACAAGAAUGGCAAUUUCUAUAUCACAGACCGCGUGAAGGAACUUAUCAAAUAUAAGGGGUUCCAAGUACCACCUGCGGAACUUGAAGGCAUACUUGUCUCGCAUCCGAGCGUCGAGGAUGUGGGUGUGAUUGGCGUGUACAGCAAGGAUCACGCUAGUGAACUCCCGCGGGCGUACAUUGUGCCAAAGGAUGGGCUAGGCAAAACAGAGAAGGAAGCGCAAGAGAUUAUCUCAUGGCUAGACAAGAAGGUUGCCAACCACAAGAAACUUCGAGGUGGGGUGAGAUUUGUGGAUGAGAUCCCAAAGAGCGUGUCGGGUAAAAUCCUAAGGAGGGUACUUAAGGUGAAGGCACAGGAGGAAGAGGACGGCAUUGCUAAAGCGAAGCUAUAA